GUGACUGCGAAGGGCGCCCGGCAGGCCUUGGCAGCAGGGACGUGUGCGUCUCAGCUCCGCAAGGAUCCGGGGUAAACCUGCGGAAGAUGAGGCUUGCAAAGUGAGCCUGGCAUCUCGGCUGAACAGGGGCGAAUGCUGGUGUGCGAGCGACUGAUUUCCUCCUCCUCCUCCUCAGCAUCCCUGCUGGCAAAACAGCCAAUUCCCCGCUCGUCAGCAGUGCGCCAGCAUGCCUGCACUGCACUAGCCCUCUCAUGGGGAAAAGGCACCUUCGACGGCGCCAGGGGCUCAGUUGCUCCUUUCCCCUGAUGAACACAGGCAGCUUGUGUUGCUGUCUUGAAGGACCUUGAGAUACCUGUGCCUUGAGCUGAAAAGACGUGCUGCUAGCUGGAGACCACGAUGACGGACUCGAAGUACUUCACCACCACAAAGAAAGGAGAGAUAUUUGAGCUGAAGGCAGAAUUAAACAGCGACAAGAAGGAGAAGAAGAAAGAGGCUGUGAAGAAGGUGAUAGCGUCGAUGACUGUUGGCAAAGAUGUCAGUGCUCUCUUCCCGGAUGUGGUGAACUGCAUGCAGACGGACAACCUAGAGCUGAAGAAGCUGGUCUACCUGUACCUGAUGAACUAUGCCAAAAGCCAGCCAGAUAUGGCUAUCAUGGCAGUCAACACGUUUGUAAAGGACUGCGAAGAUCCAAACCCUCUGAUCCGGGCUCUGGCUGUGCGGACAAUGGGCUGCAUCCGGGUGGACAAGAUAACGGAGUAUCUCUGUGAGCCCCUGCGGAAGUGUCUGAAAGACGAGGACCCUUACGUGCGCAAGACGGCAGCCGUCUGUGUGGCAAAGCUCCAUGACAUCAAUGCCCAGCUGGUGGAGGACCAAGGUUUCCUAGAUACCCUUAAGGACCUCAUCUCGGACUCCAACCCCAUGGUAGUGGCCAAUGCAGUUGCGGCACUCUCGGAAAUAGCAGAGUCUCACCCAAGCAGUAACCUCCUGGACCUCAACCCCCAGUCCAUUAACAAGCUGCUCACAGCCUUGAAUGAAUGCACCGAGUGGGGCCAGAUCUUCAUCCUGGACUGUCUGGCAAACUACAUGCCCAAGGAUGACCGGGAAGCCCAGAGCAUUUGUGAGCGGGUGACACCUCGGCUGUCCCACGCCAACUCUGCAGUGGUACUCUCGGCGGUGAAGGUGCUGAUGAAGUUCAUGGAGAUGCUGUCGAAGGACCUGGAUUAUUAUGGCACACUGCUGAAGAAACUGGCCCCACCGCUGGUCACCCUGCUCUCUGCAGAGCCAGAGCUGCAGUACGUGGCUCUCCGUAACAUCAACCUCAUCGUGCAGAAGAGGCCUGAAAUCCUGAAGCAUGAGAUGAAGGUGUUCUUUGUGAAGUACAACGACCCCAUCUAUGUUAAACUGGAGAAACUGGACAUCAUGAUCCGCUUGGCUUCCCAGGCCAACAUAGCCCAGGUGCUUGCAGAACUGAAGGAGUAUGCCACGGAAGUGGACGUGGAUUUCGUAAGGAAGGCGGUUCGAGCCAUCGGCCGCUGUGCCAUCAAGGUCGAGCAAUCGGCUGAGCGCUGUGUCAGCACCCUGCUGGACCUCAUCCAGACCAAAGUCAACUAUGUGGUGCAGGAGGCCAUUGUCGUCAUCAAGGACAUCUUCCGCAAGUAUCCCAACAAGUACGAGAGCGUGAUCGCCACCCUGUGCGAGAACCUGGACUCCUUGGAUGAGCCCGAGGCCCGGGCCGCCAUGAUCUGGAUUGUGGGGGAGUACGCUGAACGGAUCGACAACGCGGAUGAGCUCCUAGAGAGCUUCCUGGAGGGGUUCCAUGAUGAGAGCACCCAGGUUCAGCUACAGCUGCUGACAGCUAUCGUUAAGCUGUUUCUGAAGAAGCCCACGGAGACGCAGGAGCUGGUGCAGCAGGUGUUAAGCCUGGCUACUCAGGACUCGGACAACCCGGACCUGCGAGACCGUGGCUACAUCUACUGGCGUCUGCUCUCCACUGACCCGGUGGCUGCUAAGGAAGUGGUGCUGGCAGAGAAGCCCCUAAUCUCUGAGGAGACUGAUCUGAUAGAGCCGACGCUGCUGGACGAGCUCAUCUGUUACAUUGGGACGCUGGCCUCUGUCUACCACAAGCCUCCCAGCGCCUUUGUAGAAGGCAGCCGAGGGGUCGUGCACAAGAGUUUACCUCCACGAACAGGCUCAAGCGAGAGCGCAGAGAGCCCCGACACAGCCCCCUCGGGGGUUCAGGCGCCGGAGCAGCCAGCUGUCAUCCCCACUCAGGGCGACCUUCUGGGUGACCUGCUGAACCUGGACCUGGGUCCCCCAGUGAGCGGCCCCCCUAUGGCCACCUCCUCCGUGCAGAUGGGUGCUGUGGACCUCCUUGGAGGCGGCUUGGACAGCCUGAUGGGGGACGAGUCGGAAGGGCUGAGGAGUGAUGUGGGAGGCAGCCCUGCUAUGGGUGGCAGCAGCGGCUUUGCAGCGCCCAGCGCCGCGGCACCCGCGAACCUGGGGGCGCCCCUCGGCAGUGGCCUCGGAGACCUCUUUGACCUCACCGGGGGAGUGGGCACUCUGUCGGGAUCCUAUGUGGCACCCAAAACGGUCUGGCUCCCUGCCAUGAAGGCCAAGGGGCUGGAGAUCUCCGGGACAUUCAGCCGCCAGGUGGGCUCUAUCUCCAUGGACCUCGUGCUGACAAAUAAAGCCCUGCAGGUCAUGUCUGACUUUGCCAUCCAGUUCAACCGCAACAGCUUUGGCCUGGCCCCGGCAGCUCCUCUCCAAGUCCAUGCACCUCUCGCCCCCAACCAGUCAGUGGAGAUUUCUCUUCCCCUGAACACAGUUGGCUCCGUCAUGAAGAUGGAUCCCCUGAACAACCUUCAGGUCGCAGUGAAAAACAACAUUGAUGUGUUCUACUUCAGCACACUGUAUCCGCUGCACAUCCUCUUUGUGGAGGACGGGAAGAUGGAGCGGCAGAUGUUCCUGGCCACGUGGAAGGACAUUCCCAAUGAGAAUGAGGCCCAGUUCCAGAUCAAGGACUGUUCUCUCAAUGCAGAUGCCGUUAGCAGCAAGCUUCAAGGCAGCAACAUCUUCACCAUUGCCAAGAGGAACGUGGAGGGCCAAGACAUGCUCUACCAGUCUCUGAAGCUGACCAACGGGAUCUGGGUGCUGGCAGAGCUGCGGAUCCAGCCCAGCAAUCCCAGCUUCACGCUGUCUCUGAAAUGCCGAGCGCCCGAAGUGGCCCCGUACAUCUUCCAGGCCUAUGAAACCAUCCUGAAGAACUGACGGGCUGCUGCACCCCGUCCUCCUUGGCGCCCGAGGAAGCGGGGCAGGACCUGCGUGCAUGUUUCCUCUUUCUCCUUCCAAGGAACAACCAUGAGCAAGAUUUUUUUUCCCCCCAUCCCCCCACUCUGCUCCCCACCUUGGCCAUCGCCAUCAGGCCGCCGGUGCCCGAGAGCUCGAAACGGAGCCGACGCUCCCAUCGCGCUGGGCGCCGGGGAGGGUGGAGGAAGGCAGGGGCUUCCCAGGCGCUCGGGGCACGUCGGUAUGGGGAUCCCCGUGUGAGUAAUGCGGUGUCCUCCUUGCUGCCGUGGCCCCCGCAGGCGCCCUGUUUUCACCCUCGAGGCCCGCGUGAGCGCUUCGUUGCUGAGCGGCGCAGCCAGCGCGCGCAGGGCCUGGGGGAGAGGGCAGGACUGCUUGCGAAAAGCCCGUUCCCAUCUCACCCCUGCUUCCUCGGGCCCCUGGUGUGUCCCCCGGCCCAGCCCUGCAAAAACCUGCCUCUCCCUGGUGAUGGGUCUCAGACCUGAACACGCGUGGUAGCUGGUGAAGGAUUCAUCGCUCAUCUGCCCUGUCGGAACCAGCCGUGGCCUCAAGGGCCCUGGGGGGGGAGGGGUCCUGGAUGGAGAUCCUGGGGGAGCAGCACUGGGAGCCCCUGGGGGGUCGGGGAUGGACACCCUGACCCUCUCGUGGAGCUGCUCCUCAGGGUUUGGUGUACUCCUGCAUCAGCUGGAAGCUGCUUUGGCUUCUUCCUGCUGCUGGCCGCUUCCUGGCCUCUGCUUCUGGGGCAGAGCCCCCCCCCCACCAGCUCCACAUUUGCCCCAUCCAGCAGCCACAAGCUCUAGGGAGAGGGUCUUCCCCCAAAGGGGAGCAGAAAGGGCUCCAGGCCCUUGACUUUGCGCCUGUCACUUAGGUGUGCUUUAAAAAGGGCUUUCCAGGGAGGGCCCCCAAGCACGACUCGCGCGGACCUGGCUGCCCGGGGCUGGGGAGACGCCAUCGGCGGGGGAGCCGGGCUGGCUGCCUUCCUCCCGGGCACCGCGGCUUCCUCGCUGCCCAGUGUCACCCAUGAGCGCCGGAGAGGAUGGGACGCCUUCCCCAGCGGUGACACAAAUUGUGUGUCCCCUCCCCCCCCCAAAUAAAGCCAUUGAUCACCCCUGGAUAGACGUGUUCAGUGCAAGUUUUCAGCUCCCGCCAGUAAAUAGCUAAUAUAUAUAUAUUAUAAAUAUAUUGUAUGUUCACUUGUUUUAAAAGGACAUGGAAUAAAGGUGACAUCUGCCCAUGGA
Rhea pennata is the source of this 4541-nucleotide messenger RNA. RefSeq names its product adaptor related protein complex 1 subunit beta 1 (gene AP1B1). The transcript is spliced from 23 exons. Gene Ontology annotation, molecular function: clathrin binding. Bases 397 to 3267 code for a protein of 956 amino acids. Gene Ontology annotation, biological process: intracellular protein transport; vesicle-mediated transport. Gene Ontology annotation, cellular component: clathrin adaptor complex; membrane coat. Lineage: Eukaryota; Metazoa; Chordata; Aves; Rheiformes; Rheidae. The record is from RefSeq and is a predicted model, not a curated record.